AUGAGCUCGUCGGCCACCAAUACCCAAUGGCCUCCUCGGCGGCCUUCCAAGCGGAGCAAGCUCCGAAAUGGCACAUUCAUCGUCCCCGGCACUGGCGAACGUAGCCGCCGCCAAUUCUCCCUCCGUGGGUCGAGCAUCGAGAUUCCUCAGCCCGAAGUAGACGGUUACCGAUCCCUCCUGACCGCCGAAACGACCAGCGAGUCCUUCAAUAUCGUCAAGCACAACGCGAAGACCACCGCCCUACGCUUCUGGGACUGGCUGCUCUCCCCAGCAGGCAAAGGUGUCGUGAAAUGCACCGUCGCAUACCUCCUCGCCAGUCUGGCAACGUUUCUCGCGCCCGUGUCGGCGUUCUUGGGCAAGCCUGAUGGAAAACACGUCGUCGCGACUUUGACGGUCUAUUUCCACGCCAGUCGGACGUGGGGUUCCAUGGUCGAGGCUGUUGCCAUCGCUACCAUCGCCGUACUGUACGCCGAGACCAUAUCCGUUAUAUCCAUGGUCUUCUCAGUCCUCGUCGGAGGCAAGCUCGGGCUCAUUCCGUUGUCGCAUGUCCUCAUCCUGACAUUCUGUAUCGGCGGCGGUCUGGGCUUCGUUGGUUGGGUGAAGCAGAGGCUGAACAACCCCCUGGUAAAUGUCGGCUGCACGCUUGCCUCGAUUGCCAUCAUUGCCGUUGUCACUAGAGAGGAAGCGAUUCACGAGGGGCACUUUUCCGAGGCCAAGAUCGUCCAAGUUCUUAAGAUGUUGGUUAUGGGCAUCACCAUUACGGCGACCGUCAAUCUCCUGAUAUGGAGAGUCUCGGCGAGGGCACUGUUGCGCACUUCCUUGAAUGCUGGUGCAGUGUCCCUCGCGGAUAUGCUUUCUAUGAUUACCCGCGGCUUUUUGAACGGCUCUGAGAGCGAAAUCAUGUCGGGUGACUUUGCGCAAGUCGCGAGACAGUACAAGACUACUCAUGCUAAGAUGACGAAGAGUCUGAGGGAAUCGAAGCUCGAACACUGGGUUCUCGGGCGUGAAAAGAUCUACAUCCUGGAAAAGGCGUUGGUCAAGUCGCUGGAGUCUCUUUCCCAAGCCAUUGGUGGCUUGAGGAGUGCGGCCAACACACAGUUCAGUCUUCUAAAGGAGCUGCCUCAAGAUCCCAUGGCCGGGCAACUAUCUCCUGGCAGUACGGUGUACUCGCCGACCUUGUCUCGCGCUUUCUCGCAGUAUCUCAAGGGCUCGCGGGAUCGGUUUGCUACAUUAGCGUCGAUCGACGAAGAUGACGAGCCCGAGGACGAGUUCGAUGAUACAGACGCAACCCCAGAGGCGGAACACCCGCCACCUCUACCCCCUUUCCGCUCCCCAGGGGAGAUCUUUGAACUUUUCAUAGCCCUCUUGGGUCCCUCGAUGAAGUCCUUAGCAUACACGCUAUCUGAGAUCCUCAGAGAACAGGCUUUUGCUGCUGGUCCGGAUUCGAAGAUUACGGUCAACCCGCACUUUAAGCACAGUUUGCAGGAUGCCAUGACAUUGUACAACAACGCAAGGACCAACGCGCUUCAGGAGCUCUACACUAGUAUUGAGCUAGGAAGAUCUAGGUCGGAGAAGAUCCAGGCUGAUAUUGAAGAAGUCGCGGCUGCUUGUGGGCACUUCAGUUUCAGUCUGCAGCAUGUAGCCGAAGACAUUGAUGCCUACUUGACGGCUCUUGAGGAACUCAAGUACGCCCGGGAGAUGGGCUCGCGCAGUUGGAACUGGCUCAAGCCCUGGAAAUAUUGGAACUCAUCCCCCGCAAAGCCAAGGGACCCAGAUCCAAACACCCUCGAUACCGAACGCUUACUACAUCAACCCAUGGAUGCAAUGGAGCAACCUGUGCGAGCAAUCAGGAAAUCCGCUCUCCCCCGAGGUAUUCCGGAUACCAUGAUAAAACGCAGAGACACUUUCAGCUGGGAUGCUUCACCUAAUGCGAGCACGAUUUUGCGGUUGCUCUCACAGUUUGUCCUCAACUGCCUCAGAGUCCUGUCCCGAGAUGACAUCAGGUUUGGUGUCAAGGUCGGCCUCGGCGCCGCUGCUUGGGCAGCUUGUGCUUUUUUGCCUGCAACAAAAGAGACUUACCGACACUGGAGAGGCGAGUGGGGACUGUUGUCUUUCAUGAUUGUCGCAUCCAUGACAGUCGGAGCAGCCAACACUACCGGUACCGCAAGAUUCAUUGGGACUAUUGCCGGAGUCACAUUCGCAAUGGUGGCGUGGAGUAUCAGCCAAGGCAACGGCGUUGUCCUUGCUUUCCUCGGCUGGAUGGUAAGCUUCUUUAGCUUCUACAUGAUGUUGGUCAAGAACAACGCUCCGUUUGGUAGGAUUACGUUGUUGGCCUGGAACGUCACCGUUCUCUACGCCUACUCGUUGUCGCAAAAGGUAGACGACGAUGACGAUGACGAGGGCGGUGCCAAUCCCAUGAUGUUCGAGAUUUGCUACCACAGAUUCAUCGCUGUCACCCUUGGUAUCAUCUGGGGUGUCUUCGUGUGCCGAGCGAUCUGGCCCAUAUCGGGCAGAAAGAAGUUCAAAGAAGGCCUUUCCGUGCUGUACCUGCAACUCGGCCUCAUCUGGAAAAGAGGCCCCUUGGCCAUCUUGCUCCGAAGCGACAACACCAGGUCAUACAUGAAGACAGGAGAAGAGCAGGCAUUGCAACGUUAUGCUUCUAAGCUUGAGGCUCUGCGUAAUGCCGCAAAGAGCGAAUUCGAACUUCGAGGUCCUUUUCCUGAUGCCGCAUACGGCCGCAUCAUGCAGUCCACCAGCAAGAUUCUCGAUGGCUUCCACGCCAUGAGACUCGUAACGUCGAGACGCGGUCAGCUAUCUGACGGCGAGCGGGCCUUGCUCGAAUACACGGCUCCGGAGCGUGCUCAGCUGUGCGACCGCAUUUGCCACGUGUUCCAGGUGCUUGCCAGCUCGGUGAUGCUGGAGUACCCGCUUACAGACGCCAUCCCGUCUGUGGUCGGCAACAAGGACCGGUUGCUGGGCAAGAUCUACCAAUUCCGAAAAGAACACCACCCUUCUACUCAGCCGUCUACGCCCAAGGGCGAUGACCCCAGCGUCAACGGCAAUGGCCAUAGCAACGGAAACAGUAAGGACGAUAUCGUUGUCGAAGAGAAGGAUUACGCGCUGUUGUAUGCGUACACUUUGGUCACGGCUCAGGUCGCCCAAGAGUUGGAGAAUGUGCAGAGGGAGGUAGAGAACCUGUUUGGUGUGCUGAACACCGAGGCGCUACUGCUACAAUAG
Molecule: messenger RNA, 3237 nt
Organism: Colletotrichum karsti
Lineage: Eukaryota; Fungi; Ascomycota; Sordariomycetes; Glomerellales; Glomerellaceae
Product: ribosomal protein L19
Exons: 4
Coding region: 1-3237 (1078 amino acids)
Source: RefSeq, a predicted model, not a curated record